Messenger RNA from Ceratosolen solmsi marchali, 1622 nucleotides. Its product is annotated as cytochrome P450 4C1-like. The transcript is spliced from 12 exons. The coding region runs from base 1 to 1542 and encodes 513 amino acids. The record is from RefSeq and is a predicted model, not a curated record. Gene Ontology annotation, molecular function: heme binding; monooxygenase activity; iron ion binding. NCBI's taxonomy places the organism in Eukaryota, Metazoa, Arthropoda, Insecta, Hymenoptera, Agaonidae.
AUGCUCAUUUACAUCUUAUUUUUAUUUUUUAUUUUGUGGUCUAUUCGCUUUUACUUUAGAAACAAAAGAGCAAAAGAUUUAAUAAACAAAAUACCUGGACCUCCGACGCUCCCCAUUAUUGGAAAUCUUUUGAUGUUCAACGUUUCUAUUGAAAAUUUAUGGAAUGUUCUACGUGAUCUCAAUAAGCGCUAUUAUCCAAUUACAAAAUUUUGGUUGGGCUUCAUUCCUAUGAUUAGCGUUCAUCAUCCAGACGAUCUAGAGAUUCUGUUAUCUAGUAUGAAGCAUAUCGAUAAAGGUUCUAGUUACAAAUAUCUUCAUCCAUGGUUUAAAACUGGUCUCUUAACAAGCAGCGGGGAAAAAUGGAAGCACCGUCGACAAAUUUUGACUCCAGCAUUUCAUUUUAAUAUUUUAAAGAAGUAUACUAUUAUUACUAACGACAAUAGUAAAAUGUUCAUUCGUAUGCUUAAAACUCAGAAAGACGAAUCAGUUCAUAAUCUUCUAUCACUGUGCUCAAAUUACACCUUAAACACUAUUUGCGAGACGGCAAUGGGAGUAGCUUUGGAUAAAAUAGAUGCAGAAAUAGCAAAGCAAUAUAAAAACGCAGUUAAUGAAGUAGGCAACAUUGUUAUUUAUAGAGCUAUAAGGCCUUAUAUACAGGACUGGAUGUUAAAUCCUCUAAUGCAAAUUGCCCGUAAACAAAAGCAAUCGUUAAAAAUAUUCCGUGAUUUCAGUAAUAAGGUAUUGAUUGAACGAAAAGCACAUAAACAGCUUACUAACGCACCUUUAAAAGAUUUAAAUAAGAGUUCUAAAAGCCAUAACUAUGAAGAUACAUUUUUUGGUGAUCGGAAAAAAUUAGCUAUGCUCGAUCUUUUGUUGGAAGCUGAAAAACGUGGCUUAAUAGAUGACAAUGGAAUCAAAGAAGAAAUCGGAACUUUUAUGCUUGCUGGUCAUGAUACAACUGGAAUGGCCUUGGUUUACGUUAUAAUGCUAUUGGCGGAAAAUUCAGAAUACCAGGACAAAGCUAGAUCUGAAGUAAUUACAAUUCUCAAUAGAAGUAAAGGUGAAAUAAGGAUGGAAGAAAUACGGGAUUUGCAUUAUCUCGAAAGAUGUAUAAAAGAAUCCCUUCGACUUUUCCCCCCAGUUUCGGCCCUUUCUCGUUGUUUAAAAGAAGAUUUAAAACUAAAAGAUUAUGUAAUACCCGCCGGUACAGAAAUAGGAUGCCAUAUCUUUGAUGUUCAUAGGGAUCCAAAUUUUUGGCCAGAGCCAGAGAAAUUCGAUCCCGACCGAUUUCUUCCUGAACGAAUACAAGGACGUCAUCCUUUCUCCUAUAUACCUUUCAGUGCAGGUCCUCGAAAUUGCAUUGGACAAAGAUUUGCUUUGAUGGAGAUGAAAUCUUUAAUGGCUCAUAUUUUGUAUAAUUUCAAAUUAGAACCCGUGAGUCGAACUUCGGAUAUAAAAUUACUAUUGAAUUUAGUAACUCAACCAUCAAAACCAGUACAUACAAGAUUCAUACGAAUUGAUAAUAAUAAUGAACACAUAUAAAAUCACGAACGAGCUGUAUGAUAGUGAUGUAUAAUAUUAAUAAGAUAAUUCAUCUCAUUCCUUUUGUAAUUUCAAUAGCA